Molecule: messenger RNA, 917 nt
Organism: Anolis sagrei ordinatus
Lineage: Eukaryota; Metazoa; Chordata; Lepidosauria; Squamata; Anolidae
Product: placenta-specific gene 8 protein-like
Biological process (GO): positive regulation of transcription by RNA polymerase II
Source: RefSeq, a predicted model, not a curated record
AGCAUAGCUUUUGCUGGGGGAAUCCAGUCCCACAGCUUUACAGCCAGCCUUCACUGGGAAUUGAAGACCUUCUUUCCUCUUGGAAAUCUACAAAAGGACUCUGUUUGCCUGCAGAAUGAGCAAUCCAGUGAUCAUGAGUCAACCUCAGGUUGUGGUUGUCCAACAACAAAGCCCCCAAUGGCAGACCGACCUACUCGACUGCUUUAGCGACUGUGGUGUAUGCCUCUGCGGAACAUUUUUCCCAUUAUGUUUGGGCUGCCAAGUUGCUUCAGAUAUGGAUGAAUGUUGCCUGUGUGGUCUAACCAUGGCCAUGAGGUCUGUCUACCGGACAAAAUACGGGAUCCCCGGAUCUCUCUUGAGAGACUUCUGUGUUACCUGGUGGUGCCCGCACUGUUCGCUUUGCCAGCUGAAGAGAGACAUCAACAAAAGACGGGAUAUGGGGAUUUUCUAGAAAGUGCUAUCCAGGAAAACAAUAUCCCAAAGUCUCUUAUUACUUCUGCUUCGGUAUCAUCUGCUGUAACUAAUUUUCUGAGAGACAUCAUGUUAGUUUGUUCAAUAUAUAUAUAAAAAAACCAGGCAAGGAACAACCUUUGUGGCCUCAUUUGAAUGAACCAAGAUAGUUUUAUAUUGUUUAAAUGAAAAAACAUGUAAAUUGGUUAACCUGUGUUUAACAAUAAUAUGAAAGUAAGAAUGAGUUUGUUUACUACCUGUAGAAAAAUGAAGAAAAGUUAUGUGUUUUCAAUUUAAUUCUACUCUGAAAGUAAAAGCCAUAUUUCUUGGAAUGUUUUGUCUGUGCAGUUUCAUGCAAGUGAUCUUCCAAUCGGACAUUUCAGGGUGGGAUUUAAUAGUAACUAUCACAUAAUCAAGGCACCCAAUAAUAAGUGUCCAAGAACAAUAAAUACUCAUUUUAAUUCCAA